GUUGUCUGUUGUCGUUUGAUGUCGUAAGGUCAUGCAUAAUGCACAAAAAAUAGCAACAGUUGUUGCUGUCGUAAUUGUACAAAUACACGCGAAGGCGCAACAGUCUACUUCAACUGAUUAUUAUUACUGUGACUUCAUAAUAAGCGCCCGUAUCGUGACUACGUGUAUGUACAACAUAUACGUAUUCUUGAUUAUCUUUGCUAUUUGACUUGUUUCUCCGUUUUGGCAGCCCAACUAAAUAUACCAAACGGUUCGGUGCAGCUUGAAGGAAAAUAAUAACGUAGCGAUAAAAGAUCAAUCAUUUUUCGAACGGGACGUAUAGUAACAUAUUUCAUUUCCAUUUUUAAUAUGUUCAAAGUGUUUUAAGCAAUCGUGAGUUGCGACGAAAUCCGUUGAAAAACAAAAGAAUUUUCGAAAGCUAUCAAUAUUUCUUGGCGAUAGCCAAAGUCAAGAGAAAGAGAAACGAAAUUACGUAGGCAGUGAGGUUAGAGUAUACAAAUUGCGUAGCGAAUAAAUUCCGUAAAUAUUAUUUGAAAUCUGUUCACAUAAAAUAAAAAAGCGUGUAAUUUGCCAAACGUCAAAACUACUGAAAACCCCGUUUUCAUAUCGACGAUUGUCAUUUUUGUCGUCACAUGUUUUGUUAAUAUGUACACAUUUCGAUGUGUCGGUACUCUUGUGCGAUCCGCUGCGGUUAAGUCAAAUCGUAGCCUUUCGCCACUAACCGUUGCCUUAUCUCAAAGACAUCAACCAUCCACGACUAACACACACGAACUUCUGGCACACAAACCCGAAAACGAACAUCAUCAACACAUCACAUCGAGUGUAAACAAACCUUCAAUUAACACAAUCACCGAUACAUUCGGUCGUGUCCACACUUAUUUACGAAUUUCAUUAACCGAACGCUGCAAUCUUAGAUGUCAAUAUUGUAUGCCAGCUGAAGGAGUUCAGUUGACCGAACGUUCAAAGCUGCUAACAAACGAAGAAAUUUACUACAUAGCUCGUUUAUUCGUUGAGCAAGGUGUACGAAAGAUCCGAUUGACUGGCGGAGAACCAACCGUACGAAAAGACAUUGUUGAUAUUAUUCAAAAUUUAAAGCAAAUCGAAGGUCUUGAACAAGUGAAUAUCACAACGAACGGCAUAAUGUUAACACGAUUGCUAGUACCGAUGCACCGAGCCGGUUUGAAUGGUAUCAAUAUUAGCUUGGACACAUUGAAAAAGGCGAAAUAUGAGCAAAUCACGCGUCGCAAAGGUUUUGAUCGGGCUAUUGCCGGCAUCGAUUUAGCUAUUCAACUGGGAUAUAAGCCAAAAGUGAAUUGCGUUGUUAUGAAAAAGUUUAAUGACACGGAACUAUGUGAUUUUGUUGAGUUCACAAAAGAUCGCAAUGUUGACGUACGAUUCAUCGAAUACAUGCCAUUCACUGGCAAUAAAUGGGACACAGACAAAAUGGUUACAUUCCGUGAAAUGUUGUCAACGAUUCAAAAGCAAUAUACCGACUUCCAUGCGCUUCCAAAUGAACCAAAUGACACGUCCAAAGCAUACAAAGUCGAUGGUUUCAAAGGGCAGAUUGGUUUCAUCACAUCGAUGACGGAGCACUUUUGUGGCUCGUGCAACCGAUUGCGAAUCACAGCUGACGGUAACUUGAAGGUGUGCCUUUUUGGAAACAAAGAAAUUUCACUGAAGGAUGCAAUCAGAAAUAAUUGCUCCAAGGAUGAUUUACUUGCGAUGAUUGAAUCGGCUGUAAAGCGUAAACAAAAGCAACACGCCGAACAACCACUGUCUUCAACAUCACCAACAUCAUCCAAUUUAGGAUAUUCAAUCAAUACAUUGUCAGGCUCAAAUUACCGUUAUAUACCGAUGCAACCGAUGUUCGCCCAAGGAAAUCAUCAACAAAUGCGGUUCUUUACGACCACUGCAAGAAAUCUCAAUGGAGGUUCGAAUGAAACCACAACGCCAAAGCAAUUGACGCACAUUGACGACGCAGGAAAAGCACGUAUGGUUGACGUUAAUCACAAGUCAGUCACGGAACGUCUUGCUGUUGCCAGUGCUGUGGUACACGUUGGUCCCGAUAUCGCAAAAUUGAUCGAACAGAAUUCGGUGAAGAAAGGAGACGUUCUGUCUAUCGCACAAAUAGCUGGUAUUAUUGGCGCAAAGCGUACGGCUGAAAUCAUUCCUCUGUGUCACAACAUUCCAAUAUCAUCGGUGGUAAUAAAUACAGUACUAAAUCUAACGGAUAAUUGUGUAAACAUUCGAGCCACUGUUAAGUGUGAAGGCAAAACAGGCGUGGAAAUGGAAGCAUUGUGCGCUGUCACUACGGCUGCUUUGACUAUCUAUGAUAUGUGCAAGGCAAUUUCAAAGAAUAUUACUAUAUCCGAUGUAAUGCUUUUAAAGAAAUCCGGUGGCAAGCAAUUCUAUCAGCGAGACGGAUAUAUUGAAUUGGAUGACAAAAAGCAGGCUAACAAUGAGGAAAUUGUUAUACAAAACUAUAACACUGAACCAAUUGUAACCAAGGAACCAUUCUAUCCUACUCACAUUUGAAAAGCAUCAAUGAUCGUCAAGUAAAAAUUUAAUUUUCCAAACAAUUGCAUUCAUGUUAUUUUUCACGUAUCAUUUUAUUUUAUCGUAAAAUUUUAUUCAAUGGUUUAAAUUUGAUCAUUCACACAUUUUUAAUGUUAUUUUUUUUUGAAGAGAAGGAUUUAUUGUAAUCAUAAAAUUAUUUGAUUCAAUUAGCACAAAUAAAAGUAUGUAUUUUGCCUUUAAUCUUUAACAAAA
This is a messenger RNA of Sitodiplosis mosellana (orange wheat blossom midge), 2769 nucleotides long. It is a transcript of the gene Mocs1, whose product is annotated as molybdenum cofactor biosynthesis protein 1. Gene Ontology annotation, molecular function: 4 iron, 4 sulfur cluster binding; cyclic pyranopterin monophosphate synthase activity; GTP 3',8'-cyclase activity. The transcript is spliced from 6 exons. Lineage: Eukaryota; Metazoa; Arthropoda; Insecta; Diptera; Cecidomyiidae. Bases 646 to 2535 code for a protein of 629 amino acids. Gene Ontology annotation, biological process: Mo-molybdopterin cofactor biosynthetic process. The record is from RefSeq and is a predicted model, not a curated record.